AUGGGGGCUGGGGCCAGCGCUGAGGAGAAGCACUCCAGGGAGCUGGAAAAGAAGCUGAAAGAAGAUGCCGAGAAGGACGCUCGAACCGUGAAACUGCUGCUUCUGGGUGCCGGCGAGUCGGGGAAAAGCACCAUUGUCAAGCAGAUGAAAAUUAUCCACCAGGACGGGUACUCGCUGGAAGAGUGUCUGGAGUUCAUCGCCAUCAUCUACGGCAACACCCUGCAGUCCAUCCUGUCCAUCGUGCGCGCCAUGACCACCCUCAAUAUCCAGUAUGGAGACUCUGCGCGCCAGGACGACGCGCGGAAGCUGAUGCACAUGGCGGACACCAUCGAGGAGGGCACGAUGCCCAAGGAGAUGUCAGACAUCAUCCAGCGGCUGUGGAAGGACUCGGGGAUUCAGGCCUGCUUCGAACGCGCCUCGGAGUACCAGCUCAACGACUCGGCGGGCUACUACCUCUCGGACCUGGAGCGCCUGGUCACCCCCGGCUACGUACCCACGGAGCAGGACGUGCUGCGCUCGCGGGUCAAGACCACCGGCAUCAUUGAGACGCAGUUCUCCUUCAAGGACCUUCACUUCCGCAUGUUCGACGUGGGCGGGCAGCGUUCGGAGCGGAAGAAAUGGAUCCACUGCUUCGAGGGCGUGACCUGCAUCAUCUUCAUCGCGGCGCUCAGCGCCUACGACAUGGUGCUGGUGGAGGACGACGAAGUGAACCGCAUGCACGAGAGCCUGCACCUGUUCAACAGCAUCUGCAACCACCGCUACUUUGCCACCACGUCCAUCGUUCUCUUCCUCAACAAGAAGGAUGUUUUCACCGAGAAGAUCAAGAAGGCGCACCUCAACAUCUGCUUCCCAGACUACGACGGCCCCAACACGUAUGAAGACGCCGGCAACUACAUCAAGGUGCAGUUCCUCGAACUCAACAUGCGCCGCGACGUGAAGGAGAUCUACUCCCACAUGACGUGCGCGACCGACACGCAGAACGUCAAGUUUGUCUUCGAUGCCGUCACUGAUAUCAUCAUCAAAGAGAACCUCAAAGACUGCGGCCUCUUCUGAGGCACCUGAACUCCUGUGCGUCUCUCAUCCUGAGGCCCUGUAGUCUUAGUUGACUUACAGCCCAGCCCCCAUCAGCACCCCCAGACUCCUGGGCGCCAGCCUGUGGCCCCAGAAGCUAC
This is a messenger RNA of Sorex araneus (European shrew), 1172 nucleotides long. RefSeq names its product G protein subunit alpha transducin 1 (gene GNAT1). Lineage: Eukaryota; Metazoa; Chordata; Mammalia; Eulipotyphla; Soricidae. The transcript is spliced from 9 exons. Gene Ontology annotation, biological process: adenylate cyclase-modulating G protein-coupled receptor signaling pathway. The coding region runs from base 1 to 1053 and encodes 350 amino acids. Gene Ontology annotation, molecular function: GTP binding; G protein-coupled receptor binding; GTPase activity. The record is from RefSeq and is a predicted model, not a curated record. Gene Ontology annotation, cellular component: heterotrimeric G-protein complex.